AUGGAAGCUGCUGGCAGUGGGCCACAGCUAGAUGAUUUCGAUGAUGACUUAGAUGGUCCGCCGAUGCAGCCUGGCGGGUCCCCAGCCGGCUCUGCUCAUGCUGCAGAAGAGAGAUUGAUGGCUAUCCUGUCUUCGCUGCAGCAGAACCAGCAAGUGUUGCAGCAGAACCAACAAGCUCUCGGUGAGUUGAUGAGAGAUCAGCUGGCGCACAGAGCUCAGAGCUCGGCUUCUCAGGAUUCACUGAGAGGGAAAGACUUGGCAAGGGUUCUUCAACCUCCUGCUCCUUUUGAGGCAAGGAACAGAGAUGAGGAGCUUGCAAGGUGGUCAGCUUGGAGCUGGCAGCUAGAGUCAUGGCUUUGCACUCUGGACACUGGGUUCACAAGGACCUUUGAGUUGAUCAAGGCGCAAGGACAGAACCCUAUAUCGAUGGGUGCGUUGUCUGCUGAGCAUCAAGAACGUUCCAAGCUUCUGUUUGGCAUCUUGUCUGGACUUCUCCACGAGCGUGGGAGAAGAUCGUUGCGUGCGAUUCCGGACAAGAAUGGAUGCGAAGCACUCAGAAGCUUGCAAGUGGAUCUUAUGCCUGGCAAUCGAUCUAGGUUGUUGGCGUUGCUGCAGACAAUAAACCAGUGGCCGAGUUUCAAUCCUAAGGAGGGUUUCAGCCAGCAGAUGCUCAAGCUUGAAGCGGCUUUUUCGGAGUAUGACGAUCAUAGUCAGCAGGGGCUCAGCGAGGACACGAAGAUUGCUUGUUUGCUUCGUUGCGUCACAGGCCAGUUGAAGCAGCAUCUCAAUGUCGCAGUCACAGACAAGACUAAGUAUGCAGAUUUGCGGAGUUUGGUGUUGCGCUGGGAUAAUGCACAGACUCGUUGGGACAAUGCAGUUGCUGCUACGUAUUCCUUGGGUGAUGGUCGUGGUGGCCAAUCUCAGAGUCAGCCCAUGGAGGUCGAUUCCAUCGGCAGCGAGCACUCCAAAGACCAGAACGAUCGAUGCUUGUACUGCGGAAAGCCUGGACACUGGAAACGCGACUGCUUCAAGUUCAAGAGGGACAAAGGUCAGUCAGUGAACCAGGUGAGUUCUGCUGGCGAAGAGACGAGUGCCAUCGAUGCUACUUCGAUUACUGCAUCGACUGUCGCCCCUAGCCACAGCGCAUCGAAUGUUCCUGCAGUUCCCAAGCGGAUUCAGAUGCUUUCUCGAAUCGAUGACCAGGGAACGUUCGACUUGACAGCUUUCGAUGAUGAUAAUGUGAUUGGCUUUGGUGGUUCGCUUCGCAUGGUGCAAUCAACGCGUGUAGAGCAGUUUGACAUGUCUUGUGGCGACAGUAUCGAUGAAUGCGCCAUCGAUGGAGGUCCUUGGAAGAUCGAUUUUGAGUAUAGCAUUUUCGAUCUGGAUGCUGCUCAGCUGUGUGCCCUUUGUGCGCACGCGAAUGAUGAUUCCCAGGAGAUCAUCCUAGAUAGUGGUGCAGAUUGCAGUGCUUUGCCCAUGUCUUUCAAACAUGUUGGUGUGGCGGAUCGAGCCGCGCCAGGGAUGUAUGUCGAUGCGCAGGGCAAUCCACUUCGUACAGCUGGAGUGCGUAUUGCCGAGGUGAGCAUAGGUCAGCUGAAGUUCAAAGAACGCUUUGUGAUCAGUGAUGUCACUAUGCCGUUGAUAAGCCUGGGAAAAUUGUACAGAGCCGGGUGGUAUGUGGUUCCGCAGGGUGAGAGCUUGCAGCUGACAGAUGGGAUCCAGAAAGAACCUGUAGGUUUUCGCAAGCAGUCCUUGUGUGUGAGCGGUAGCAUCAGGGUCCUGUCUUCGCAGAGUUCAACAAUCAGGGCCAUCGUGAAUGUGACUGUGAAAGAACCGCUCUUGAGGUUGAAUGCGGGAUGGAGCCGAAUUGACCAUCGAAUCUUUGGCAUGAAGACCUUCUCGAAGCACUUCAUUGAUACUACGCUGAUCCCUCUUUCGGAGCUCAUCUGGAGGAGAACCACAUUGAUAAGGAGAGGCGCAACAUGGGAGCUGAUUGAGUUUAGUGAAGACAUCACAAACCUCGAUGACAUGUGUGCCGCUUUCGAUGAUUCCGAUAGUGUUGAUGAAGUGAUCACGAUCGCUCAUAGCAGUGCUGACCUGACCCCUUCAGACAUGUUCUUCGAGGUUGUAGAUGAGAAUCAACCGCCAGCCUCAAGGGUUCCAGAGCCAAGAGAGGAAGAAGGUGCCCCAGCCAGUGAGGACCCUCAACAUGUAGAGCCUCCUGUUGACCAACGUGAGGAAUUGGUGCCUCCGGAGUCCGUUGAGAUCGAUGGCGUGAUCGUUGAUGGCGAUUCGUCAUUGGCGGUGAUGCGCAAUGCUUGCAAGGCCUUAGGACUUCCGGAGCAUGGCAAUAGGGCACAGAUUUUCAAACGAUUGGGUAAGCAUUGUGUUCAGCAUGAGCUAUUGCAGAAAAGACAUGUGAGCCACACGUUGCAGUCCGAGUUUGAAAGAGAACCUCGUGGACAAUCUGUAGCAGAGGAGCCAUCACGGGAAGAAAUUCAGCAGCAUUCGUUGACACAUGAGCCCUACAGAGCGUGGUGCAAAUACUGCGUUUCCCACAGAGCUAGACAAGACCAACAUGCUAGUGUUGCUGAUCAUGAAGGUUCCUCGUCUUCAGUGAUAUCGAUCGACUUCGGGUUCCUCUCUCGGAAGGAAGGUGAUCGCAACAAGCUCACAGUACUGUUUGCGCAUGAUCGGUUUUCGAAAGCGGUGUGCGCAAUACCUACCCCGAGAAAAGGCGGGCAGGCCGCUUUAUCUCACAUGACCACUGAGCUGUGUAGAUUCGUUCUUUGGCUGGGACAUCGAUCGAUCACCCUCAGGUCCGACAAUGAAAACAGCGUGCUAGCGGUGGUCGAUGGUGUCCGCAAGAUUCUGAGAGCCCAAGGCGUGGAAGUUCACAAGGAUUCCAUACCGAUCGAUGCUCAUCAGUCUAAUGGACCGGUGGAACAAGCAGUGCAAUCCAUUCGCCAGUUAGCGUGCACACUUAUGUCUCAGCUCGAGGCAGGACUUGGAGCUGCCCCUGAUUCGGUGUUGUUCGACACCGACCACCCGAUGUGGCAAUGGGCCAUAUGCCAUGCAGCUUGGGUCAAGACAAGGUUCUCAGUAACGCAGGGGUGUACUCCAUAUGAACGCCUCACAGGUUCGGUGUACCGCGGAAAAGUGUGCAUCUUCGGAGAGGCAGUGAUGGCCUACUUGAAGCAAUCCCCGAAAGCUGCUCCCAAGUGGCAACGCGCUGUUUGGUUAGGAAAGACCGUGGCGAACGAUGUGAACAUCCUUGGCGUUCCCGGUGGCAUCUUUGUUUCAAGGUCGGUGAGGCGGUUCAGUGAUUGUUGGGACGACAAGUUGAGUGCAGAGAUUGACACUUCGGUUUGGCAACAUGGUCUUGCUAGUUUAGGAGGGACGCUUGUCUUGAAGUCAAAGAAACCGGUUCCUGCGCCGCAACCAGCUUUGGCACUUCCGGUGGAGGCGGGGAUGCCAACAGGUGGUGACGAAGCUGUGGAGGCGCCCCAAUCAGAUGUUGCAGCAAGUGAUCCAACAGAUUCAGCUUCUCAAGUGGGAGCGCAAAGUUCGAUGUCCAUCGAUGCGAGUUCAAUGUCAGUUGGUGCCAACGGAGGCAUCACCAGCUUCAUCGAUGAUGCAGAGAGCGAUGCACCGAGAGAUGCAUCCAUGCCUUCAGUUCCAGAGCGUAGCGAGUUUGCAGAGAACCCAAAACCUUCAAAGCAGCAGAAGACUGAGCAAGGCAGCAUCGCAAUGAUCUCUUCUACAGGUUCUAGCAUGCCAUCAGCAGAGGUGCAUACCCUUGUUGGCUGUGAAGAACAGCCUUGCGUCGUUGAGAUUCGGAAGGUGAGCUACCAGCAUGAAGAUGAAUCCGUAGAGCUUGCUUUUGAUCAGGACGCAAUCGAUGCCAUGGAGCAGUAUGACUACGACGAUUAUCAAGCUGAUCAGAACGGUGAUUCAGGCGACUUGGAUCCAAGGUUGUGUAGACCGCGUCUUUCGGAAACAGAGCCAGAAUGUUCAGAAGAAGAAAUGAGGGAGUUGGACUCCAUUGCGGAUCAAGUCGAGAUCUCACGAUUGAAGAAUAUGGCGGUGUUGCAAGAUGCUAGCACAAAAGACUUGUCGGGUGCUGUUCACUUAACCACGAAAAUGGUCAGGACAUGGAGGCAGAAAGAGGCAGGGAAUCCAUCGAUGCCAAUCUGGUAUCGUCGAAGCCGAUAUGUCGCAAGAGAAUAUGCUUGGUUGACCGAAAGGAAUGACCUUUUCAGCCCUGCCAGCAGCAGCCUGUGCAAUCGCCUUCUCCCGAUUCUGUUCAUGUACGAAAGAGCCCAAUACGACGACGAUGAAAUCAACGACGACGACAAGUUGAUCUUGUUCUCCGUGGACAUCGGGGAUGCAUUCCUCACCGUACCCCAGGUCCGGCCAACAUAUGUGACGUACGUGGGGGUCGAUGGGGUCAAAGAGAUCUUCUACCUGGGAUUCGUUUUACCGGGGCAGAGGUCGGGGUCGAGUGAUUGGUAUGAUGACUUCAUGGGGUUCCUCAAAACCAACUUGAACAUGACUGAGUGUGAGGUUCACCCUUCCCUCGUCAAGUCGUUAGACGACAUGACCCGGUUCCUCAUGCAGAUGCACGUUGAUGACAUGUUGGGGUUUGGCACGCGCAAGUAUGUGCACCAGAAGUUCUUGCCAACUUUGAAGACGAAGUACAGGGUGACAGCGCAGACCAUCGAGAAGGUGGGGGAUGCGAUUUCAUUCCUCAAAAGAAAACAUUCGCUUAUCAGCAGCGAGCAGUUGCUGCUCACUCCGAGUCCAAAACACUUCGACAAGCUUUUCGAGUUGCUUGGUCUAGAUGAGAGUGUUUCGCCAAAGAAAACCCCUUACAUGUCGCAACUUGAUGAUGUCGACAACUCCCCAGAGCUGAAUGCCAUCGAUGGAUCGAUCUACCGCAGCGGGAUCGGGCUUCUCCUAUACCUAUCGGUAGACCUCCCGGAGUGUCAAGGGGCGAUUAGAGCUUUGUCGUCUCGCAUGGCACGACCAACACAGCUUGCAAUGCUAGGUCUUCGACAUUUGGGGAAGUACCUUCUGGCAACGAGAUACCACGGGCUGAUGAUCGUCAAAACCAAGCCUGGGGAGGGGUUGAUGGGUCCAAGGAAUGAUGCGAGCGAUCAAAAGAUCAUCCUCGAGAGCUUCAGCGACGCCAAUUGGGCCUCUUGCAAAUCCACAAGAAGAUCAGUUAGUGCGUCUGUGAUUUGUGUUGCCGGUAACAUGCUCUUUAGCUCGUCACGUACGCAGAGAGUGGUGGCGUUAUCGACAGGGGAAGCUGAGAUGUUGGCUGCUGCAAGCAGCAUGUGCGACAGCCUGAUGAUCAAAGAACUGCUCAGGUUCGCUGACUAUGGGGAGGUGAAAAUAUUUCACCACAUCGAUGCCUCCGCGGCAAAAGCGAUGUUGGAGCGAUCUGGAAGUGGCAAAGUCAGACAUCUAUCAUGCAGAGUGCUUUGGACUCAGCAGAUGAUCAAAUCCAAGCAGGUCUCUUUGCUGAAAAUCAGCACUACCUUUAACCCCUCAGACCUUGGAACGAAGGGUUUGUCAAGGUCUAGAACUAGAAUGUUGCAGUGCUUGAUUCGCACAUGGGACGAGCUGACCGAAUCGUUUGUUGGCUUCGAGGAGUUGAGUGAGGAGAGAGAGAAGCAGAGUUUCAGAGCGAAUUUGCGCAUCUUGAGAGACAUCCGAGCGCCGAUCAGAGUGUCCAAGAGUUCUUUGCGGGCACUUGUUGCGAUGGCGAUGGUCAGUGCCGCUAGCGCCUUGAGCCCCAGCAACGCAAUGGGGAUGUGGUAUGCUGUGGCUGAGAACCUCAGUGGGUUGCCCACCUUGUAUGCUGUGAUUCUUCCAGUCAUUCUCGGCAUCUUCGUUUGCGGGCUUGUCGGUACGUUGUUGAUCAUGAAGCCUCAGCCGAUAAUCAUCACCGGAAGCUUUGACCAGCAGCUGAACAAGUUCGCAGAUAGUGAUGGCUACGGGGGACACAUCGAUCUGAGAAGCAGGUCAUGCUCAAUUGCGCUGAGUGAUUCUUCAACGUCAACAGAGCACAAGGAGGUGACGGUUACACAGAAGCGUGUACACAGCAAAGAUCCCGAGUUGAAGAAUCCGGUGUGGGUUGCUAAGGGCUACGGCAAGAGAUAUCACUUGUAUGGUUGUGGCAAGCUGAACCAGGCGUUUGAAGUCACCGAGAUCAGCGAGGAGAUUGCGAUUCAGAAGGGUUUGGAGCCGUGUAGCUUUUGCAAUCCUCACCUCAGGUAUCAUCCCAAGGAGUUCGUGAAGAACAAGUAG
Molecule: messenger RNA, 6318 nt
Organism: Symbiodinium natans
Lineage: Eukaryota; Dinophyceae; Suessiales; Symbiodiniaceae
Source: the annotation of a GenBank genome assembly